Molecule: messenger RNA, 564 nt
Organism: Fonsecaea nubica
Lineage: Eukaryota; Fungi; Ascomycota; Eurotiomycetes; Chaetothyriales; Herpotrichiellaceae
Exons: 1
Coding region: 1-564 (187 amino acids)
Source: RefSeq, a predicted model, not a curated record
AUGACAACCUCAACCGCACCCCAUCCUGCGAGCAAGCGCAGCAAGAGCCAGACCAUUGUGCAGGGCCCAAGUCCGCAUCCGACAUCGAGUGCCCCGGUUGAAACAAUCCCCAUGUCAAAGUUGACACACAGCGCCGAACUCGACGAAUAUACCGCAAGCAUGCGGAACUACCUGGCCAGUGUCGACCAUGCGGGUCAGGACGACAGCCGCAGCAGCGGGAGCGACACCGACUCUAGGAGGAGUAGUGUUCGGAGUGAGAGGGUAGAUGGAGGUGAGAGAGAGAAGUCGCCCGAAUUCCGAUGGAUGGACCUCGCCAGUUUGAGGAGGGAACACGGGAGCGUAAACCUCAGCCUUCCUAGCGCUGGCAAAGGAACUGAAAAUCGGAUAUCGAAGAGUACCGUAAAGUCCACCAAUCACCACCACCAUCAUCAUCACCACCAUCAGAUCGGGAAAGACCCUCGCCAGCUUCAGAGAGACCAUCGGUCUUCGAGCCCCAGGGGCAAGGCGUUGCUCAGCAAGAGGCACGCAAAGCAGACCGAAGCAAAAUCAACCGAGAAAAACUAA